AUGGCUAGAAGUACUCUCACAUGGUUGCGCGCUGCGGUCGUUGUCGCUUUCGCUACCCAGGUGGCUGCGCAGACGUGCUACUAUCCCAACGGCAAUGUUGCUACCGGCGAGAGCGCCUGUUCCUCAGCAUCAGGCUCUGCAUGCUGUCCUGAGAACUGGGAAUGCAUGGACAACGGGUCUUGCUAUUACCCACCAACAAAUCUCACAGGAAGAUACAGCUGCACCGACCAGAGCUGGAACUCGCCUGGCUGCCCUUCCAACUUGUGCACAUAUAAUCUGGGAGCAGCUGGAGGCGAGAGCCUGGCGCAGUGCUCCAAUCACAAUAACCAGUGGUGUUGUAAUGGGGACGCUGAUAUUGUGAAAUGUUGUCAAGGGAUACCUGAAGUGCGCCCCUUCUUCGCGCUUCAAGACGGGAGAGCCUACGCGACCAUCGGAACGAGUACGGCGUCUUCUGCACCCACCCUCUCCACGAUCACUGGCAUUGCGAUUGCGGUUGCGACUGGGGACGCGGUCUCGACAACUCCGUCCAGUCAAGUCUCCUCCACGGCUUCCAGCCAAGCAGCAUCAAGAAGUUCGGCAGCUGUGGCAGGUUCGGGAAGUUCGACAACUACUGCAACUCCUUUCACCUCGGUCCAGACAAGUGUCACUUCUGGCGCUGGAGGAGUAGCGACUGCUGUGAUCACUGUCCUCGUGACGCCUUCUGCGACGGCGGACCCAUCGCAGUCUAGUAGCAGUGGAAGUAAACACUCAAAUACCGGUCUGAUCGCUGGCCUGGCUGUCGGCAUUCCUCUCGGGCUCGCCCUAGUCGGCAUUAUCUUCUGGGCUUGCCGCAAACGCCGCAAUCAGAAGAAGAUGAGUACCUAUUCAGACAUGGACGGCAACGAGGCAGGCCUUGCAGGUGGCGCGGCCAAACCAUUGAGCAAGAAAGAGACGUACCGUCAAUCUAGGCCCGGUACUACGGAAAUCGACAGCAUGCCUGUUGGACCUGGACAGACCACUUCCGCGAUCAACGGACGCGCAGAACUGGGAGCGGGGACUGGCUUCCGACCCGGCUCUGGCACUCCGCAUGGUCCUGACACGGUUGGCAUUGGCGGUGGUAACGCGCCCGAGCGAUCGACGUGGGGCAGCAGCCCACCCGGCUAUUCUCCAGGUAUGGCUCCUGGUGCGUUCAGCCAUCCAGGGCAUGCCGAGCUCGACAGCACGCCUGUCAUGCCGGUUAUCAACGAGAAGGCGGAUGGCGGGCAGUAUCGACCACCAGCCAACCACGCGAUUGAAAUGCCUACUGUGGUAACUCCGCCUGAAGAGGUUGAGAGGCGAGUGUAGAUUUGGGAUGCAGGAGUUCAGGAGUACAUUUGUGGUCUGGGUUAGCGACGUGGGAUUUUUCGAAAGACGAUCGAGAAGUCUUUUUGUGCGAGACUUGUGUAUGCAACGACGAGAUUUUACCGCUUUCUGAUACGAC
Molecule: messenger RNA, 1459 nt
Organism: Dothidotthia symphoricarpi CBS 119687
Lineage: Eukaryota; Fungi; Ascomycota; Dothideomycetes; Pleosporales; Dothidotthiaceae
Exons: 3
Coding region: 1-1323 (440 amino acids)
Source: RefSeq, a predicted model, not a curated record